This is a messenger RNA of Schistocerca nitens (vagrant locust), 1117 nucleotides long. RefSeq lists its product as uncharacterized. Bases 107 to 1117 code for a protein of 336 amino acids. Gene Ontology annotation, biological process: proteasome-mediated ubiquitin-dependent protein catabolic process; multicellular organism development. Lineage: Eukaryota; Metazoa; Arthropoda; Insecta; Orthoptera; Acrididae. Gene Ontology annotation, cellular component: cytoplasm. Gene Ontology annotation, molecular function: ubiquitin conjugating enzyme binding; ubiquitin protein ligase activity. The record is from RefSeq and is a predicted model, not a curated record. The transcript has 6 exons.
CGCCGUGCGCCGGGCCGCCGCCACCGGCCGCGUGCCGCUCUCCGUCUGGAGGCCGGACGCCAAGCACGCCGCCGGCUGCAGCGACGAGUCGGUGUGCUGCGGGCCGAUGCCGCUGACGCUGCAGCGGCUGAGCGGCGCGGUGUCGGGCAUCGUGGCGGGGCUGGAGUGCCCGGUGUGCCUGGAGACGGUGUCGCCGCCCGCGUCGCAGUGCGUGCACGGACACCUGCUGUGCCCGCGCUGCCGGCCCGCCGCCGCCGACCGCUGCCCCGUCUGCCGCGUGCACAUGGCGCGCGGCCGCAGCCUCCUCGCCGACCACGUCUACCGCACGCUCGCCGACGCCUUCCAGGUGGGGCCCGACCCCGCGCCCGGCGCCCUCGCCGACACCAUAUUCGGUCGCAGCCGGGAGCCGCGGAAGAAGAAGAAGAAGCCGCAGAGGGAGCGGGAGGCGCCGCCCACGAACCGGCUGCUGGCGCGCCUGCUGGGCAAGUGGAGCUCUGUGGAGUGCCUGACGCCCUCGUCGUCGCCGUCGCCGGCGCAGCCCUGCCCCCUGUCGCACGCUGACCGCCUCAAGUCGCUGUCCAGCAGCGAGCUCCCCACCGCCCCGUCCUCGCUCACGCCAGCCACCUCACAGGAUUCUGUGGCGAGCGAGGAAGACGAGUCGCGGCGCCGACCGCCGCCGCAGCUGUUCCGGUGCCCGUGCGAGCGCAGCUGCCCCGCGCAGCUGGAGGCGGACGCUUUGGGCACACACGUGAGGCGCGACCACGGCCACGUGUUGGCCGCCAUGCCCGACGCUGCCGCCGCGGUGCGCCUGCCGCCCUGGCCCGACGAGAUCGCCACGCUCACUCACGCGGGGCACACUUUCUACCUCAAGGUGGAGGAGGCGGCGGACGCUCUGGAAGUGUGGCUGUGGGUGGCCGGCGGCGAGGCAGAGUGCGCGCGCUACGAGGUGCGCGCAUGCCUUUCGUGCGGACAGCGUCCGCGCGGCCGGAGGCUGUCGCGCACCGUCAGCGGCGCAGAGCUGACGGCGCCCGUCUUCACGGGCCCCGCGCUGCCGCUCGCCGUGGCCGCCCUCGAGGUGCGCGACCUGCUGCACGAGCCGGAGGUGACAGCCACGUGA